ACCAGGUGACAACUUGUCUUCGUUACAAGAAAAUAAAGAUCGCACUCAAAGAAGUCCGAACGCAGCCCCCAACAGACCAUCUUCCCACAGUAAAGAUGGCGGCCCCCUGGGUGUGAACUGCAGGCGAUACAACUUCCGCGUUUCUCCGGCGCCCUCGUCCAAGAUGGCGGACGAGGCUACCAGGCGUGUGGUGUCUGAGAUCCCGGUGCUGAAGACUAACGCCGGACCUCGAGAUCGUGAGUUGUGGGUGCAGCGACUCAAAGAGGAAUAUCAGUCUCUUAUCCGGUACGUGGAGAACAACAAGAAUGCUGACAAUGAUUGGUUCCGCCUGGAGUCCAACAAGGAAGGGACUCGGUGGUUUGGAAAAUGCUGGUACAUCCAUGACCUGCUCAAAUAUGAGUUUGACAUUGAGUUUGACAUUCCUAUCACAUAUCCCACUACUGCUCCCGAAAUUGCAGUUCCUGAACUGGAUGGGAAAACAGCCAAGAUGUACAGGGGUGGCAAAAUAUGCCUGACUGAUCACUUUAAGCCUUUGUGGGCCAGGAACGUGCCCAAGUUUGGACUAGCUCACCUCAUGGCUCUGGGGCUGGGUCCAUGGCUGGCAGUGGAAAUCCCCGAUCUCAUUCAGAAGGGCGUGAUUCAGCAUAAAGAGAAAUGCAACCAAUGAAGGAUCAAGCCACCGAGGCAGGACGGAGGGACCUUUGACAGGCUACGUUCUGUUCUGUUCUGUGCCUGUUUCCUGUGCAGCACUCCUACUCAUCCAACUGCUUUCCCCCAUAUCCCUCCACCCAUAAUUGUUACUAAGUAGCCACAUCAGGCAUUGCUGAAAAAACAACAGUAUAGCCGCUGAAUUUCUAAGGCUACACAGGAAAGGGAAAGACUGGGACUUUGGAAAACCAAGGCAAUUUAUAUCCCCUUUCCCCAGUGGGGCAAUGUGACAUCCAGGAAGGAUGGGAGGCAGGCUGGAAAGUGGGUGCGCGGUGUUCUUGGUUUCUGGAGAUAACUCAUCAAUAAAAGCUGCUGCCUCUGA
Suricata suricatta (meerkat) is the source of this 1030-nucleotide messenger RNA. RefSeq names its product ubiquitin-fold modifier conjugating enzyme 1 (gene UFC1). Gene Ontology annotation, cellular component: cytoplasm. Gene Ontology annotation, molecular function: UFM1 conjugating enzyme activity. Bases 164 to 667 code for a protein of 167 amino acids. The record is from RefSeq and is a predicted model, not a curated record. Gene Ontology annotation, biological process: protein K69-linked ufmylation. The transcript is spliced from 6 exons. NCBI's taxonomy places the organism in Eukaryota, Metazoa, Chordata, Mammalia, Carnivora, Herpestidae.